This is a messenger RNA of Musca vetustissima, 800 nucleotides long. RefSeq lists its product as uncharacterized. Gene Ontology annotation, cellular component: extracellular matrix. NCBI's taxonomy places the organism in Eukaryota, Metazoa, Arthropoda, Insecta, Diptera, Muscidae. Bases 6 to 800 code for a protein of 264 amino acids. The transcript is spliced from 4 exons. The record is from RefSeq and is a predicted model, not a curated record.
UUAAAAUGCGUGCAUUUGUGAUAAUUGCUACAUUGGCCGUGCUCGGCCAUGUCGGAGCCCAGCAACAUCAGCAAAUCGAUCCAGCCUAUUUACGUCAAUACUAUCAACAGCUGCAGCAGCAGACCGGAGCUGCUGGUGAUGCAACACCAAUUUAUGAACAAAACUCGGAACAAUCACAGCAAUAUAUAACGCCAGGACAACAGUUGCGUGUCAAGGAUAAUGUGCAAGAACAAGUCCGCGCCUCUCAACAACAGCACCAGCAACAACAGGGUUAUGUUGCUCCUGCCGUCAGAGAAUAUUUACAACAUCAACCUCAGCAUCAGCCACAACAGGCGCCACAACAAGUCUAUCGUCAGCCACAAGCUGUUGCCCCAGCACCCAGAAGACCACAGGCUGUGCCACAGCAAUAUCAAGCACCCAGACCCAAGGGCAAGGGACAAGUUGAAGAAGAAGAGGAAUAUGAAGAUCAAAACUCUUCCUAUCAAUUUGGAUUCGAUGUCAAAGAUGAUGAAUUCACAAAUUACCAAAAUCGCAAGGAGGUGCGCGAUGGUGGCGUAAUCAAGGGCAGUUACUCAGUCGUCGAUUCGGAUGGUUUCAUUCGUACCGUCAAAUACACUGCCGAUCCCAAAGAAGGUUUCAAAGCCGAAGUUAUUCGUGAGCCAACCGAUAUUGUUGUGAAAAUUCCCACACCUCCACCACCACAACAACAACACCAAGGACUGCUGCGUCCCCAUGCCCAGGCUGUUAAGGCUCAGGACUACAAUUUGAAACAACAAUAUCAGCCACAAUAUCAACAUUAG